ACCAGGGUGAAUCUGGCCCUGGCGUACACUGAACUGACAGAGGAACUUUACCGUCUGCGAGACCUUACUGCUUUACAAGGCCGGAUUCUGAGGUCACUGCUGGAGGACCAAGCAGGACAGAGGCAUUCUCCUCCACAUCGCCAUUCUCCUUGCCAGCUGCGUCAUUCUCCUUCAUCUCUCCGUCAUUCGCCAUCCACACAGCGCCGCUCCCCUGUUCCACAAUGCCCAUCUCCCAUCUUACAGAGAAGAUCCCCUGUCCCACAGUCUCCAGCACAUCAACGCCGUUCUCCGGUGCCACCUUCCUCACCCUCACGUAGGUCACCUGUACCUUCACCAUGUCCGUCCCCUUUGGGAACUGAUAUUCAUUACCCAAAACCUCCAGCUCAUCAAGCUAAAGCAUCUUUCCAAGCACGUCGUAGCUAUUCCGAAAUUAGUGAGCCUGCUCUGUAUCCACGAGCACCACGUUCCCUAUGGAUGCCAGCAGGGACAGCUACCUUACCAAAACAGAGAUCCUACAAUGAGGGAUACGCAGGAAGCCCACCUACUAUACCCUGCUUCCAUGAUCCACAACAACAGUCCUCUGACGAGGACGAAUGGAGUCCUCCAUCCCCACCCAGUCCAGAGCCUGGAGCAGUACGUUGUGCUUCCUUUUGUGCUGGGUUCCCCAUACCUGAUGCAGCA
Staurois parvus is the source of this 681-nucleotide messenger RNA. The record is from the annotation of a GenBank genome assembly. NCBI's taxonomy places the organism in Eukaryota, Metazoa, Chordata, Amphibia, Anura, Ranidae.